Maudiozyma saulgeensis is the source of this 2523-nucleotide messenger RNA. NCBI's taxonomy places the organism in Eukaryota, Fungi, Ascomycota, Saccharomycetes, Saccharomycetales, Saccharomycetaceae. The record is from the annotation of a GenBank genome assembly.
AUGUCAACAUACAAUUAUAUUUAUCAAAAUCCUCAUACUCCACAAGAAUAUCAAAGUUCAAUAAAUACAAUAAUAUCUUUAUUGGUUGAACCUGAACAACCAACUACUGUAAUGAAAACUUAUGCAAAUGAUAAAAAUUUAGCAAGUGAAGUUCAAGCUUAUGCAAAAUUAGCAGGUAGAGAUUGGACAUUCUAUGUUAAAAACUUAAGUAUUAUUAUUGGAAGAAAUACAGAUAAUGUUUUAAAUAAUAGUGGUAAUAAUAACAAUAAUCAAAUAUUAGAACCUGAUUCAAAUGUUGAUAUUGAUUUAGGUCCAGGUAAAGUUGUAUCAAGAAAACAUGCAACAAUAAUAUUUAAUACAGAAAAAGGUGGUUGGGAAUUACAUGUCCUUGGUAGAAAUGGUGCAAAAGUUAAUUUUGAAAGAGUUCAUACAGGUCAAGAUUAUCCACCUGUAAAAUUAUCAUCAGGUACUAUAUUAGAUAUUGGUGGAACUCAAAUGAUGUUUAUAUUACCAGAUACUGAACCAAUUAUAUCCGAUUCAACUUUUGAAGCAUUAAUACCAAGACUAUUAAGUGUUCUAGGUAACUCCGGACAAAGUAAUAAUCAAUUAUUAAAUGAAAUUAUUAGAAAUUCUAUAUAUGUUAGAACACAACAACAACAAUUACAAGAAGUACAACGUGAACAAAGAGCAACAAAUGCAAUGAAUCAAACACGAACUUUUAAAAUGUAUGGUAAUAGUUCAAACUUACCAUAUCCAAAUGGAACACAAUUUAUUCAUCAAAAUUUACCAACUCAUUCAAAUGGUAAUGGAUUUCCAAAUGGAUUAGAUAGUUCAUCAACAAAUUUGAUAAAUAAUGAUUUUAAAAAUCAUAGUAAAUCAUCAUCUUCUGCAUCAGGCUCAUCAACAUCAUCAAGAUUUCAUAAUUCUUUAUCAAUAAAUGGAUUUCCUCAUGCUAUUGAUUUUGCAUCAGAUUUAUCAAGAGAUGAAAAUAAAACAGUUAAACCACCACAUUCUUAUGCAACAAUGAUUACUCAAGCAAUUUUAUCAAGUAAAGAAGGUAUUAUUUCAUUAGCUGAUAUUUAUAAAUUUAUUGCAUCAAAUUACGCAUAUUAUAGAUUUGCUAAAACUGGAUGGCAAAAUUCAAUUAGACAUAAUUUAUCCUUAAAUAAAGCAUUUGAAAAAGUACCAAGACGUCCAAAUGAACCUGGUAAAGGUAUGAAAUGGAGAAUUAGUGAGGCUUUUCAAAAAGAUUUUAUAGAGAAAUGGAAUAGUGGUAAUUUAUCAAAGAUUAAACGUGGUUCAUCCGUUAUUAGACAGUUACAAUUACAUAUGUCAAAAUAUAACAGUUUACCAAUUCAAAGAUAUCCAGAACAAAACUCUAAUAACUAUCAACCAGAAGAGACUAAUAAUGAUAUUAUGAAGAAAAAUAAAUCUAUCACACAAUCUAAUAACAGUAAUAAUAAGACUAAUAAUGUUGAUUUCCAAUUACCGAAUUUACCAAAAAAUUCUAAUCAAUCACAAAUUCCACCACCACAGAUGAUAAAUACUACUGAUAACAAUGGUAUGGAUAAUUUACCAAUCAUAGGAGAUAAAAUUAAAAUUAAUCAACAAAAUUCUAAAAAUUUACCUAUUCAAGGGAUGAAUUAUCAAAAUGUUUUCCAAAACGAAAGUAACAAGGAUAAUUUUAAUAACGACAUAAAAUCUCACUUAGAAAGCUCAAAUAGAGGAUUAAACAGAUCAAACAACCAAAAUAAUAAUAUACAUUUCAAUCCUAGUAACAAUGCCUUAGUGUCAUUUAAUAACGCAUCUUAUGGUUCUUCAUCUAGCGGACCAUCAUCGACGAAUAACUCAAAUACAACAGCUACAACAGUAUCGUCUUUAAAUAGUAUGGAUGUUAAAAAAGAAACUAAAAUUGAUAAUAUGGAUAAUAAUGAAAUUAUUUUACCUAACAUACGAGCAUCUCUUUAUCAAAACACAAUGUUGCCAGCUAAUCAGAUUAACCUUUCAAAUUCUACGGCACCUGCAUUGAAUACUAAUGGCUCAAAUACAUAUGAUUCUAUAUUGAGAUCUCCUUCCAAAUCAUUUCAUAUUACUGCAAUGGAAGCUUACACGCCCGAGAGAGGUAGCACGAUACAGAGUAACAAGUCGCCAAAACAAGAAACUGCGAGCAAUCCCAACGUAAAACCAGAUAUGGAUACGCUUAGCAUUAAGAAUUUGAAUCCAAGAUUUACACCAUCUACAGCCAAGUCUCAAGGUCAUGUAAAAAGUUCCCCAGGUGUUUUGAAUUUAUUACAAUUUAGCUCCGUUAAUAAUACACCAAAACUUGAUACAUUGAAUGGUAACGGCACCGGAGAGAGAAAUAGAAUGGGUAACCCUACAGAUAAUGAUAACGAUUCUGCCAAAGAGUUAGUAUCCUCUCCAAUAAAGAGACCGGAUAUGUCAACGGACGCGAAAGGUUCAAAUAUUAACAAGGAUUUAAUUUUAGAUACUGAAAAUGCUAAAGUAACCAUUGUUAACGAAUAA